GGCGGCCGCCUCGGUCACUCCGGCCGGGGCCGCAGCGCACGAUGCGCGGCCUGGGGCUGCUGGGGCUGCUGGGGCUACUGGGCCUACUGGUCGUGGCCCCGGUUGGGCCGGCCCGGUCGCCGCCGUCGUGGCUGCCGCGGCCCCCGGCCCCCGGCCCGGCCCCUCCGGCCCCCGCCGACCUGCUGUACGCCGACGGGCUUCGCGCCUACGCGGCGGGGGCCUGGGGCCCGGCGGUGGCCCUGCUGCGGGGCGCGCUGCGGAGCCGGGCCCACCGCCGCCGGGUGCGCCGGGCCUGCGGGGCCCGCUGCGGGGACGGGAGCGAGCCGGGGGCCGAGCCCGGGACCCGCCUGCCCCCGCCGCCCGGCCGGACCCCCGGCCCCGGGCCCUGGGAGCCGCUGCUGGUCCGCGCGGCGCUGGCCCGGGCCGAGUGUCUCCGCCACUGUGCCGCCAGGGGCCUGGGGCCCGGGGCCGCCGGCCGCCACCGCACCGGGCGGGCCCUCCGCCAAGCCUUCCGACGCCGGGAGCCCUACAACUAUCUGCAGAGGGCUUACUACCAGCUGAAGAAGCUGGACAUGGCCGUCGCGGCGGCGCACACCUUCUUCGUGGCCAACCCGCGGCACCUGCAGAUGCGGGAAGACAUGGCCAAGUACCGGCGCAUGGCCGGCGUGCGGCCCACCAGCUUCCGGGACCUGGAGAGCCCCCCGCACUGGGCGGCCUACGACGCGGGCCUGGAGCUGCUGAGGCGGGGCGAGCCGGGGCCGGGGCUGGAGCGGCUGGAGGAGGCUCUGCGGGAGAGCCUGGACCAGGCCGAGGGCUGCCGCGCCGACUGCCAGAGACCCCGGGACGAGCUGGACGUGGGGGAGACCCCCGAGGCCGCGGGGGACGGGCGCGAGGAGGACGACACCCAAGGAGGUCUCUAUGAGGCCAUCGCAGAGCACUGGGUUCAGGUCCUGCGGUGCCGGCAGCGCUGCUCCGCGGACACGGCCACCCGGCCAGGCCGGACUUCUCCCGUCCCGGACUUCGUGCCGGACCUCCUGAGGAGGCUGCAGGAGGCCCACGCGCAGGUUGGGAAUCUCUCCCGAGCUGUGGAAAACGCUCUGAGUUUCCUGCUCUUCUACCCUGAGGAUGAGGCGGUGCUGAAGACGGUGGACCUGUACCGGGAGCGGCUGGGAGGAGACGGGGCGGAUGCCGGGCCGAGAGAGGACAUCCGCCGUUUGGUGCAACGCUCUCUGUGGGAGAAGCAGCUGCUGUUCUACGCCAUGGAGCACCUGGGGACCACUUUCCACGAUCCUGACCCCUGGACCCCAAAAGAAAUAAUCCCCGAGACCCUGAGAGAGAGGCUCAGAGAGGACCGGGAAAAGACCCGGAAACUCCCGCAGCCCCCGGAGGCCGAGGUCCAGGCAGACUGGAGGGAUGUGCUCCGUCUGGAGGGCGUGACGCUGGUCCAGGACGCCGGGCAGCUGAACGGCUCUGAGCGGGUGGUACUGGACGGGCUACUUACCCCAGCCGACUGCCGGGUUCUGCUGCAGCUGGCCCAGGACGCCGCGGGGGUGGGCGAUGGUUCCCGGGGCCGACGGUCGCCUCACACCCCGCACGAGCGCUUCGAGGGCCUCACGGUGCUCAGGGCCGCCCAGUUGGCCGAGGCCAGGACCACGGGCCACCAGGGGCCCAGGCUGCUGCUGACGGCCAGCGAGCGGGUCCGGGCCCUGACCGAGGCCUACUUCUCCCCCGGCGUCCCCCUGCACCUGUCCUUCACCCACCUCGUGUGCCGCAGCGCCAUCAAAGGGGAACAGGAGCAGCGAAUGGACUUGAGUCAUCCCGUCCACGCCGACAACUGCGUGCUGGAUCCGGAGAGCGGGGAAUGUUGGCGAGAACCUCCCGCUUACACCUACCGGGAUUACAGCGGCCUCCUCUACCUCAACGAGGACUUCCAGGGCGGGGACCUCUUCUUCACCGAGCCUGACGCCCUCACCGUCACCGCCCAGGUGCGACCCCGGUGCGGCCGCUUGGUAGCCUUCAGCUCCGGGGUGGAAAACCCACACGGGGUGUGGGCGGUGACCCGCGGGCGACGCUGCGCCCUGGCCCUCUGGCACACGCGGGCCCUGGAGUACAUGGAGCAGGAGCGAGCGGAGGCGGAGGAGCUCCUGAGCCGCCUGGAGCAGCAAGAAGGGGAGGAGUCGGCCGAGGAGGGGGCAGAUUCUGCCCCCGAGCCCCCCGUAGCCCCCCAACGGAGGCGGCGGGUCCGGGAGGAGCUGUGAGCCGGGCGGGGGCCGGCACCGUCAGCCCAAAGGGCGCCGUCCGGUCCCCGGGGCCUCCCGCCCGCCCUCACAGGCGGCGAAGCAGCCCGAGGACCUCAGAGAGAGACCGCACAUGCUCGUGGGACCCCUGGACUUCCUUCCCCCCCAAGCAGGGUGUUCCAGUGACCUUCCCCAGCCGAGCCAAUCAAUCAAUCAAUCGUAUUUAUUGAGCGCUUACCGCGUGCAGAGCACUGGACUAAGCGCUUGGG
This is a messenger RNA of Tachyglossus aculeatus (Australian echidna), 2506 nucleotides long. It is a transcript of the gene P3H3, whose product is annotated as prolyl 3-hydroxylase 3. Gene Ontology annotation, cellular component: endoplasmic reticulum. NCBI's taxonomy places the organism in Eukaryota, Metazoa, Chordata, Mammalia, Monotremata, Tachyglossidae. The record is from RefSeq and is a predicted model, not a curated record. Gene Ontology annotation, biological process: collagen metabolic process. Gene Ontology annotation, molecular function: procollagen-proline 3-dioxygenase activity; iron ion binding; protein binding.